AUGAAAAUUUACUUGACAAUCCUAGUGACGUUUGUCACUGUUUCCAUAGGCAGUUGUGAAGUUCACUGGAAGCGCCCCAACAUCAAAACGUUCCUGGAUGCUCAGGGAGAGUGUGCUAGUUAUCUGCUGAUACCGGAAGAACAGGUUCAGAAAUACGUCCAAGAUAGUUAUCCAGAUGAGCAUAGAGUUAGGAAUCUCGUUCGAUGUCUUCUACUGAACAUCAACGCCUGGAACAAAAACAACACCAUCAAACACUACGUCUUCAAGAACUUCUUCAAACCAUCGGAAGAGGACAGUUGCUACGAGAAACGAACCCAGGAAUGUUUAGUGAAAACCGUAGACAGUUUACCGGCCGAUGAUGUGAAUGGUAGAGCUUAUCAGUCGUUCUUGUGCUACUACCGGUAUUAUGGGAAUUUGAUCCACGAAGAACAGUUCAUUCCCUUCGACAUCGAUAUUCAGGUCAAGCGAGCGAAGGAAUCCAUCAGUGUGCGAAAUACUUCGGUCGAAACAUUGCAGCAGUUCUGCAAGGGUAACAUCCUGGGAGUUCACGAGGCCGAGUUAGUCCUAUCGAUAAACUACGUUCGAAACGGAUUCUUCGAAGACGGUGGAUUGAACCUUGAUCGGUUAUUUACACAGUGUGGCAAGGAAGCAAUUUUAUCCGAUCACACCAGGCAAUGUGUGGAAACCGUCAAAUCGCAGUUCUGUGAUCAACCAGCUCGAAACUAUCAGCUUUUUGCCCAGUGUGUACAGGCUAACGAAGACCUAACGUUGCCGCUCCUAGAAGAAAACAGUCCCCUGUUUUUGCAACUUAAAGGAUCAUCUUGUGACAGCAGCUGCGGAGCUAUUGCUGUAGGUCCUUCGAGCAUCGUAGCUGAUGGGAAACCUUCGUUCCAGCGAUUUUUUAGAUUAUAA
Messenger RNA from Uranotaenia lowii, 912 nucleotides. RefSeq lists its product as uncharacterized. The transcript has a single exon. The record is from RefSeq and is a predicted model, not a curated record. Lineage: Eukaryota; Metazoa; Arthropoda; Insecta; Diptera; Culicidae. The coding region runs from base 1 to 912 and encodes 303 amino acids. Gene Ontology annotation, biological process: sensory perception of smell. Gene Ontology annotation, molecular function: odorant binding.